Molecule: messenger RNA, 3702 nt
Organism: Clunio marinus
Lineage: Eukaryota; Metazoa; Arthropoda; Insecta; Diptera; Chironomidae
Source: the annotation of a GenBank genome assembly
UUCAUCAUUUUAGCAAAUUUUUUUUUUGAAAAGAUUGCCCACUUUCUUGUGUUUCUGGGGUUUAACUUAAAACUUUAAUAUAUUUAAUAAAUAGCAUUUUCUCUCAUUUAACAUAGAUUUAAACUUUUUUGGUCCUAUGUCCUCGCGCAAAGAAUUCAAUAAAAAUCAUUAGAACGAGCAGAACAGCUAAUCUGUCAAGUUUUUCUACGAAAUUCUAAAAAAUAAAGAUUUUUUGUAAUUAAGUUGCAUCAAUUGUGAAUGUUCGAUUUACAAAUAGACAAUAGUGACUUUUAAUUGUACUAAAUUGGCUCAUUUAUAAUCGUUUUGUGUUUAUGAGUAAUGGAAUUUGAGGAAAAUGCCGAGAGUAAAUCAAUCAUUCACUCGGUACAAAGCGUCCCGAUCUUGUCAUCAGCUGAGACCACUCAAACUGAUAAUGAAAAUAUAAGAAAGAGCUCAAAGACUCGACGGGUAUCAUUCGCAAGCGCCUCAAAUCUUGAGCAGUAUCUUGAACCAAUAAAUCCUUUCGAUUCAUUAGUUCCAAUCUCAAAUUCGCAAGAACUUGCGAACUUGUAUCGGAGUUCGUGUGAGAAACACAACACAACGCCGAUUCCAUCAAUUAUCGAGCAUUUGAGUUCUAUAAAUCUCGACAGUCCUACAACAGUCCCUAGAGCAGAGAUUCUCAACUUAAAACAUGAAACAUUGACUCAUGAAUCUUGUGAAGCUCUAGAAGAGCUAUUUAAGCGGGUAAAAUAUAAAGUCAUCGAUUUCACAUCAUGCUCAUUAGACGAUGUCUCAGCGUCAGCAAUUUUCGACAUGAUCGAGUACUAUGAAGCCUGCAAUGAACUCAAUAUCUCAGAGAAUCCAGGCAUUAAAAACCGCGGUUGGCAAUCAUGCAUAAAUAUGAUCAAACGGUCUCAAGCACUUCACAGUUUAUUUACUCGCGGAACGGCUCUUAGUGAUGGAAAUGCCCUCGCACUCGGCAAUGCUCUUCUCACAUCGUAUAUUUACACACUUAAACUUGAGCGAUGUGGCCUCACAGGACGUCCGAUAUUGUGCUUAUGCGGUGCUUUGCAAAAGAAUAAAAUUCUUAAAGAAUUAUGUCUUGCAAAUAAUGAACUGAAUCACAAUGAUGCCUUUCACAUUGGCAAUGUGUUGAAGAGUAAUCAUCAUCUGCAACUCUUAGACAUUUCCAAUAAUGAUAUUCAAGAUGAAGGCUUUCGUCACAUUGCUGAAGCUCUCUCUUAUCAAUCAGUUCACAUUAAUCAAUCAUCAUCGUCUGUCGAUUCAUUAUUAUCGAACAAAUUUGAUUUUAGUGAUUUGACCGCCAAUCUGAACAAUAUUAAUAAUAAUCGACAACGUUUUUGUGCAACGCCUCCGCCAAGAAUUCACGUGGCUGCUGAUGAUAGUAACACAAGUUCCAUAAAUAAUAACAACAACAGUAUUUCACAAUGUGAUAAUAGUAAACAAGAAGAAGGAAGAAAGAAUGAGACAACAGAAAGUGUUGGAAGUGGCAAGUUGGAAGUAGUGAGUGAAGGUGUUGCAAUGGUUGGUAGUAAAAACGAAACAAAGUCCGAAGAGAGUCCAAUGAAAGAGAAGUUUAAGUAUACAACUGCAUCAUUAUCACCAAUAUCUCAUGGCUACGAUGAUACCACAACAAAUCAUCAAGUGUUCAACGCACGAUCUCCUGAACGUUCAUUCAGCUCCGAGAGUUUGUGUUCCGAAACAUCAAUUGAAUCAAAUGACUCAAAGUCAUCAAUUCGUUUAAUCGAAACAAAGUUUCAGAACAAAAAUGGAACAUUAGAACGACAAAAUUCAAAUUAUGUACCAGUCGCUGAUAUCUUAGAUAAACAAUUGACGGGACUUCAAGUUCUAAUCUUUUGGAAUAAUAAUUUGACAAUGAAAUGUGCACCGAGCGCUGCUGAUUUAAUUGAGUCAACAGAAAAUCUUCAAAUUAUUAAUUUUGGUCACAAUAGCCUUAGUAAUGAAUUCAUAUUUGAUAUAAAAUUAUCGCUAAAACGUAAUCGAAGUUUAAUAAGCUUUGGUUUACAAUCAACAGACCUUACAUCAGAUGGUAUUAAAGUUCUCAGUGAAGUCAUUCAAUUUGCUGGCAAUGCGACACUUCAGCGAAUUGAUUUGCGUAAUAAUGAAAUAUCAAUAGAUGGUCUCAAGGAUAUUAGCGAAGCAUUGAAAUCUAAUAAGAACAUUAUAAGAAUAGAUCUCGACGAGAAGGCGAAGAAUGUGAUUUUCGAGAACAAUUCUGAAUAUCAACGAUGGAUAAGCACGAUUAAACAACAAUGUGCACAUAAUGAGAAUCCACCAGAACCACAAGAAGCUGCUAAAGCAACAACAACAAUUGAAAGAAUGAAACGUAACAAUAUGACGAAGAGAAAGAUUUCGUUGACAUGCUCGAGUGUUAAAACACCUCAAAAGCAACUUUUAGAGCCUAAAAAGAAUUCACGUCUUCGUACGCCAAGUCCACUUCAAUCUCCAAUUUCAUCGCCAUUACAAAGUCCAUCAAGAAGUCGCUUUCAAGUAUCGAGGGUAUCAGAAAGUUCGAGCGGUGUUAGUAGUAAAUUAACAUCAUCAACAUCACCAUCACCAUCGUCAAGUAGCAGCAGUCCAACAUUCUUUCCAUCCAAUUCACGGUUUCGUGUUAUAACUGUGUCAGAACCUUAUUCAAAAACAAAACUUGACGUCGUCUCACAAAAUAAGCUCAUGCGAAGUGAAUCAAAGCCAGAACAAAGUAAAGAAAUUGAUAUUCCAUUAAAAUCGUCACAAAGUGCACCAGCAAAGUUUAUAGCGCCUUCAAACUUUUACAACAAUUCAUCACUUUUAUCAUCACCAAGUAUUGAUCAAUUAGAUUAUGAAGUAAAGAAUUUUAUCGACAUUGACAGUUGCAGUUCAUUCAGCAGUUCAAUUGAGUCAAUCGAUCGUCAAACUGAUUUGAGUUCGACUGAAAGUUUUGAUUUGGUUGAUAAGUCGCCGAUUGUUGUUGAGCCUUUAAAGAUUACAUCGUGGAUUAAAAGUGAAAACUAUCCAGCAACAUUGGACAAAUUAUUGAAUCUCUUUCAACAUCCAACAAGUAUUUUUGUUAAGACGAGUCCUGAAUCGACACUCUCAUCAUCACCAUCAACAGGAUUAGCUGCAAAGUCGGUAAAAUUAUCACAAGCCAAAGAUGAAAAAGAGAAAAAUAUUGGAAUGGGACAGAAAGAAAAUUCUUUCAGUGGAUUUUUUAAUUCAUUAGUUAACAUGGCACAUAAAAAAGGUGGCAAUGAUGAGAAGAAUGAAACGUCAACGAUUUUACAAAAUAUUUCACCUGAAAACACGGUAGGAAAAGUGUCAGCAAGUUCACAAAUGAUUCUCGAGUCGUUACCAAAAAGUGUCAAGCAGGAAUUGAAAGAAAAUAUUUCCCCCGACAAUACUGUGUCAUUCUCUGGCAUUGAAAAGCAGCAACAUCAGCGUUCACCAACAACAAAAGUUCUUUUUGUCGUUGGCGAAGGUGAAGGAAGUCUUGAUAUUCCCGAUCCCUUGGAAUUGUCAACUGGAGAUGAGACGUCAAGUGACGAAGUCUUAGAAGAUAUUCGUCCAUCACUUGGAGACAUGAAGAGAGAAACAACAACGAACAUUCAUCACCAUACCAGAGAUUCUGCAGAUGACCAAGGAUUGGAUGUGGAACCAUUAGGAAGUAAUAAUCAACAGUGA